CUGACGUCAUCAGACCGCGCCGGAAAGGACCCUCGUGCUGCCUAGGAGACGGGACGCGAGCCGGGCAGCUGACCGAGACUGACGGGCCGCGCCCACCCGGUCGCCAUGGAGCUUCCACCAGGGCAGUGCGAGGAUACCCGCGCCUCGGACGAUGACUCGGGCCCAGAGCCGGAGCCUGACCCUGAUGCACAGGCCGAAUCCUACGUGGCCCGCGUGCUUGGCCCGCCGAAGCCCGGGCUGAGUACCCCACGCGCCUCAUUACAGUCCGCGCCUGCAGCGGACCCUGGCUCUCUGGAACCCUGGGCUCCAUCCAGGGUCCCGAUGGUGGGUGCGCCGGGCCUGCUGAACCUGCCCCCGGAGCUGCUCCUCGAGAUUUGCGCCUACCUGGACGCGCGCCUCGUGCUCCAUGUCCUUCCGCGCGUGUGCCACGCACUGCGCGACCUUGUGCGCGACCACGCCACCUGGAGGCUCCGCGCGCAGCGCCGCGUUCGCGCGCCCUACCCAGUGGUGGAAGAGGAGGACUUCAACUGGCCAAUGGCGUGCAUGGAGCUGGAGCAGCACCUGGCAUGCUGGGCUGAGGAUGGGCGCCGGGCCGAGUACUUCUGCCUGGCUGAUGGGCACUUUGCAUCCAUUGACUCGGUGCUGCUGCUUCAGGGUGGGACGCUUUGUCUGUCCGGCUCUCGAGAUCGCAACAUCAACCUGUGGGACCUGCGGCAUCUCGGGGCAGAGCCCAGCCAGGUUCUGGUCAAGGCCUUGGGUGCCCAGAAGGGUAGCACCCACAAGGGCUGGGUGUGGUCACUGGCGGCUCAAGACCACCGUGUAUGUUCUGGAUCCUGGGACAGUACCAUCAAGCUGUGGGACAUGGCAGCUGAUGGACAACAGUUCGGUGAGAUAAAGGGCAAGGCAGCGGUGCUGUGCCUCUCCUACCAGCCUGACAUCUUGGUAGCUGGCACCUAUGACAAGAAGGUGACCAUCUACGAUCCCAGAGCGAGGACCACACCUUGGUGGUAUUCGACCGCCGCACCAACAGUGUGCAUCAGCGGCUGCAGCUGGACUCCUACCUGCUCUGCAUGUCCUACCGGGAGCCCCAGCUAUGGGCUGGCGACAACCAGGGCCUGCUGCAUGUCUUCGCCCAGGAUCACGGCUGCUUCCGGCUUGUCAGGGUCUGCAGGGCCCCUCACCCCACUCCACCCGCUCGGCCUUCUCCCUCCCCCACCCCGCUCCUCCUUCUGCCCUGAUGGCCUCCCAUGUCCCCUUCCACAGUCCUUUGACGUGGGCCACAAGUCUCAGAUCACCGGCAUCAAGCACUCGUUGGGGGCCUUGUACACCACAUCCAUGGACAAGACCAUCCGGGUGCACGUGCCCACGGACCCGCCCUGGACUUUGUGCACACGCAGCCAUCACAGCGCACUGAAUGGGAUCUGUGCUGAGGGCAAUGUGGUGGCCGCGUCCGGGGGCCUGUCACUGGAAGUCUGGAGGCUGCAGGCCUGAGCGCAUGGACAUGGACACAGUGUUGCUCUAUACUGCUGGCUGGAGGCUGAGGCCCUCAGCCUUUGGGGGCCUGGAUCCCCACUGGUGCUGCCUCUGACCCUCGGGCCCAGGACCCUGGCCACCCGGUGCCUGGGGAGGUGACUCCUCCCCUGUUCCUGUGGAAAGCAGGAGAAUAAACAGGAUGCGCUGCGCAGGCGCUUGGCGCUAGAAA
Messenger RNA from Cavia porcellus (domestic guinea pig), 1702 nucleotides. RefSeq names its product F-box and WD repeat domain containing 9 (gene Fbxw9). NCBI's taxonomy places the organism in Eukaryota, Metazoa, Chordata, Mammalia, Rodentia, Caviidae. The coding region runs from base 106 to 1491 and encodes 461 amino acids. Gene Ontology annotation, molecular function: protein binding. The transcript has 9 exons. The record is from RefSeq and is a predicted model, not a curated record.